Molecule: messenger RNA, 2535 nt
Organism: Paramecium sonneborni
Lineage: Eukaryota; Ciliophora; Oligohymenophorea; Peniculida; Parameciidae
Source: the annotation of a GenBank genome assembly
AUGUUUUAAAUUAUUCUCACCAUUUUUACUUUUAUUUUGUUUUAAACUUUCAAAUCAAAAACUUGCUCUUAUUAAGAUGAAAUUCAAGAAGUAUUCAUAAAUUUAUCAGAUUAAGAAAUAGUUUUUAUUCCUUUUAAGGAUUAUUUUUAACCUCCUUAUUUAUUAUCUUUUUGUAAUCUCAACUCAAAAAAUGAUGUUAAAUUAGUUGAUAGUAUUGAACUUUUCGAGUAAUAUGACCUAAAGUAAAAGGAUUUUAAAAUAAAUUAAGUCAAACAAUACAAAACAUCAAGAAAUAGAAUGCCAUAAUAAAAUUAUUUAGUUAUUGUCACAUAUUCUCUAGUAUUAGUGGGUAAAUUUAUUUGGGGUUAGAACCCUGAAUUUUCAGUUAUUUUUAAUCAUCUUAAAUAAAAGUUCAAUAGUGUUAACUUAAUAGAUAAUAUAGUAUUCCUAAAUUUUGAGACCUCAUCUGAUAUUAUAGACAUUUCUAAAUAAUUACCUAUUUCCUUAAAAACUUUUAACAAUUUAGGAUGUAAAUAUUCUGAAAAUUCAGAUUAAUUGAACGAUAGUAUUUUUAUGACUGAUAUAAGUAAUAUAUACAUUCAUUAAAAUAUUUAAAAUCAGGAUAUAUGUUAAGCUAAAAAACUUCAGCUUGAAUGUUCUAUUGACAAUACUUAAUAAAAUCCAAUUAAGAAAUAAAUAUACAAUUUGAAAACUUAUCCAGAUAAUCUUUUAAUUUUUAAUAGUUAAUUAAUUUUAGCCACAAUUGAUCUAAAUUAAGAAAUAAUGAUUUGCCAAGAAUAAUAAUAUGCAAUCUUAGCUUAUGAUUAUGAUUAGAUUAAAAAGAUAUUUGUUGUUGUAUCAAAUUCAUAACUAUAGUAUGAUGGUUAUACUUAUGAAUUAAUGUUUCAAGAAGAAAAUUUAAUAAUUUAAGUAUUUCUUACUAAAAGUUUUAUUAUUUUUCGAAAUAAAUAUUAAAUUUCUCUCUUUACGAAAAAGCUUAAUCUUAUAUAGACUAAAUAUUUUGAGUAUGAAUUUGAAAUUUUGGUUAAUUAGCUUUUAGAUUAAUUUAUAUUGAUAAGCUUAACUCAUUUUAAUAGAUAUUUACUUUAUGAAAAUCCAUUUAUUCAAUUUAAUUGGGAGAAAAUUCUAACUACCAGUUUUUACUUAUAAAUUGAAAAUUAAUUAACUGAAUAAAGUGUAGUUUUUCUUGCUGAAUCUCAUUACUCUCUAAAUAAUGGAAAUGUAGAUUUGAAUAAAAUUAAAUAAGUUUCCACUCUUAAAAAUGGUAAUAUAAUUAAUUUUGAAGAAUGCAAUUAUGAAUAAAUUAAGAUAGAUCCAAAAUAUUUUAUUUAAUUUAAUCGUAUCUUAAAAGCUUUUAGUCAUCAAAUAAGAAUAUUUGAUUUUUCUGGAUUUAAAUUUUUAUAUGCAUAUUCUAAAUCUUUUAUCUAUCUUGGAUUGAUUUAAAAUGGUAAUUUACAAAAUUUUAGAUAAUACACAAUUUAGGAUGAAAUCAUUACUAAAUAAAAUUGUGCUUAUUAAAAUUAAUAAAUGAAGAUUAAUUAAGUUCAUUGUUAUAAUAAUCGAUGUUAUAUUUAUUAUGACAUCAUGCAGAAUUACAAUUAGGAUGAAAUUUUGGUUAUUGGAUAAAAUCAAAUUUAAAAAGUUGUAUCAGAUAAUAAUCAUUUUUAUGUAUUAGUAUCUAAAUAAGUUCUUUUUUUCAAUUUAUAAAAAAUUAAUUAACGCAAAUUAGAAAAUUUAGAUUUUAAAACAAAUGUUAAAGAUAUUUAUGCAUCACCAAAAAAAGAAGAUUUUUUAUUUGUUUUAAAUGAGGAAGGUAUUUUAUCUUUAUAUAGUAUUUCCUUACCAUUUUAGGAUUGGUUAUCUAGUUUCAAAGUAGGUCAAGACUAAAUAGAAGAUUUUAUUAUUUUUGAAGAAUAUUUUCUUAUAUUUAGCAAUUCAAGUAAUUCAAUUGUAUGUAAGGUUUACAAUUAUUAAAAUGAAUUAAGAAUUUUUGAAUAGAGAACAUUACCAUUAUACUUCUUUAAUGAAAUAUUUUUAGAUGAUUUAUAAAUUGAUUAUGAUUAAAAUUUAUUGUUUGUGAAAGGUUAAAUAAAAUAAUCUAAUCAAUAUGCUAUAGUAACAUAUAAAAUUGAUUCUAGAAUUGAAUUUGCUUUUUAAUUUAUAGCAAAAGUCAUAGAUUAUUCAGGUUUCUUAUUGCCAAUAUCUAACUAAAUGAUUUUAAGAUUUUAAACCAAAUUUAAUUUCACUUCUAUCUAUUAUAAUGGUGAUAAACAUAAAAUAUGUUUAAUAACUAAUUUUCAUGAAAAUGAAGAUUCUUUUAUGGAUGAUGAAGAUUCUUCUUCUGAUAUGGAAAGUGAUUUUGAUGAUACUCUAUCUUUAGACGAAAGUUAUCAAUUUUCUCCUGGUUCAUUCAUUAGUAUAUCAUCUGCUGGAGAACUUCUUAUUUUAGGAUUACAAUCAGUCUAUAGUAAAAAAAGAAGACAAGUAGAUGCUAAUGAUUUUUAAUUAAUUUGA